Messenger RNA from Anas platyrhynchos (mallard), 1826 nucleotides. The record is from RefSeq and is a predicted model, not a curated record. Lineage: Eukaryota; Metazoa; Chordata; Aves; Anseriformes; Anatidae.
GGGCCGUGGCCGAGCGUGAUCCGGCCGGGCUGGGCGCCCCGAUAACAUCAGCGGGGCAGAGGCGGAGGUGAGGGUGUGACUGAAACUCCUGCCUGGUCACAUGGGGAAGCCACGGCAGGAACCGGGGCGGCCGAGCCCGGGUGCCGAGGAGGCAGCAGGCGGCCGAGAUGGAGGUGGAGAAACCCCCAGCGGCAGCCGAGACGCCAACGCUGCUGAAGACCUACAAAUGGCGAACGGCAGCACCCAUGGGUGACCGGGAACCCGAGCGGGGCACGGGGUCCCCGGGCAGCCGGCGCUGGACCCGGCUGCAGGGCUGGAAGCGUUCCUACAGCCAACCCGAAUCCGACGGCCCCGACGAUGGGGCUGGGAAGGGGGCACCCAAAGCCAGCACCCGCCGGUCCCUCUUCCAGCGGGCUUUCUCGGCCCCCUCCAAGGUGGCCAAGGAGCCACGGAGCCCCGAAGGUGGCAAGGCCACCCUGCAGAAGUAUUUGCGCUCCAUGUCCAAGAGAAAGGGCCACGGGGACAGCGGUGCCAGGGCUGAGCGGGCGCACCGCGACGCUCUGCCAACCCCGGAGAGCACCCACAGCGCCCCGACAGCCCCGCUGGCUCCGGCACCCGAUGCGCCAGUGUGGGACGUCUCCAACUUCUCGCUGGUGGACGGGCACCUGAUCCACGUGGGCAGGGAUGAAGAGGCUUCGUGCAGGAGCAGGAACCGGACCGGGAGCUCCGAGAGCACCAACCUGCACCCAGCGGGUGGCAGGAGGGACACCGACCCGGCCACGGAGGAGAGAAACACACGGGCAGCAGGGAAAGGCACCGACAGCGACGCUUCGGUCACCUCCCAGUUCAGCAAUGUCAAGGGCCUGCUGUGGAAGCGGCUCCGGGAUCGGAAAGGGCGCGCAGUGCCCAAAACCGAGACGACGGCGGUGGCUGAUGGCGAGAGGACCCCGAGCCAGAGCGGUUCGCGCGAGUCCCUGCUGCCCCCGCCGAGCGCCGCCGAGCUGGACCUCACCGGGGACAACGUCAUCAUCCGGCCCGUGCACGGCAGCAUCGUGGGGGAGAAGUUCUGCUUCCAGAUCAUCACCGCUGAGGGCAGCCGCUCCUUUGGCUGCACGUCCUUGGCUGAGCGCGACCGCUGGAUCGAGAACCUGCGCCGAACCGUGCAGCCCAACAAGGAUAACUGCGAGCGGCUGGAGCUGGCGCUGAGCCUGUGGGUGUACGAGGCGCGGGACCUGCCACCCCGGCGCCACCUCCGCUGCCACCUCCUCCUGGACGGCGCGCUCUUCGCCCGUACCACCGCCAAGGUGGCCGGUCCCGACGGCGAGCUCUUCUGGGGCGAGCUCUUCCAGCUGGCCGCCCUGCCGCCCGCCCGCGCCCUCACCCUCGCCCUGUGCCGCGAUGACCAGGGCCACCCCUGCCAGACGGUGGCAUCUGUCACCGUCCCCUUGGCAGAGCUGGCGGCCGCCCGGCAGCCCCUGGAGCGCUGGUACCCGCUGGGCGGCCACGGCAGUGGCGAGCGGGCGCCAGCGGUGCGGGUGCGCGGGCGGUACCGGGAGGUGCGGGUGCUGCCCAUCGUGCGCUACAAGGAGUUGGCCGAAUUCAUCACCUUCCACUACCGCGAGCUGUGCGCCCACCUGGAGCCCACCAUCGCCGUGCGGCACAAGGAGGAGCUGGCCGGAACCUUGGUCCACGUCUUGCAGAGCACCGGGAAAGCCAAGGCGUUCCUCAUUGACCUCGGCGUGGCCGAGCUGGACCGCUUCGACGACCGGGAGGCGCUGAUCUUCCGCGAGAACCGCUGGCCACCAAGGCCAUCGAUGAAUACAUGA